This is a messenger RNA of Armigeres subalbatus, 7690 nucleotides long. It is a transcript of the gene kto, whose product is annotated as mediator of RNA polymerase II transcription subunit 12. Gene Ontology annotation, cellular component: mediator complex. Gene Ontology annotation, biological process: regulation of transcription by RNA polymerase II. Gene Ontology annotation, molecular function: transcription coregulator activity. The transcript is spliced from 9 exons. The coding region runs from base 241 to 7572 and encodes 2443 amino acids. Lineage: Eukaryota; Metazoa; Arthropoda; Insecta; Diptera; Culicidae. The record is from RefSeq and is a predicted model, not a curated record.
AUAGCAUCACGCUCAACUAAAGAACCAGAGAAAAGAAUUAUGUUAAAUUUCAUUUCGGGGCUAUUGUCAAGAUACUUUGAAUUUGAAUUGAAAUGCGAACUAGUAUAAAAUUUGCUCAAAUAAUUAGUGGAGUUGAAUAAUUGUGUUCUAAAGUGGUGCAAAUUAAAUACUAUAAGUUGUAUUUAAGUCACUUGGCAUCAGCGCCCUAUAAAACAAAUCAAGAAAACUUUCCACUGUUCCAUGUGGGAAAAGAUGAAUAUGCGGCCAUUAAAAAGGCCUCGCCUGGGGCCUCCCGAUGUAUACCCACAAGAGGCAAAGCAACGGGAAGAUGAGCUCACUUCUACUCAUGUUAAACACGGAUUUGCGACAGAGCAUAAGCUUUCAGAAGAGUUUGGCACAGCUAGAAAUUGCAAUGUUACUGCGAGUAAAGUUGGGGCAUAUUUCAGUGCAAUUUUAGCACGUAAAGAAGAACUUAUGACUCUGCCAGACUCUGGAAGGAAGAAGCAACAGAUAAACCCGAAAGAUAAUUUUUGGCCAGUAACAGCAAGGAAUAAAGCAACAUUGGAUACGUGGUUCAAAGAUUUGGCAGGUACCAAACCAUUGAGUAGCUUGGCCAAAAAGGCUCCAAGUUUUAAUAAAAAAGAAGAAAUAUUUGCGAUGCUCUGUGAGAAUCAAGUGACUAUGCAAAGAGCAGCAUGGUUUAUUAAACUUAGUUCCGCGUAUACCGUAGCAGUUUCAGAGGCAAAAAUAAAGAAACGACAGAUGCCUGACCCAGCGACUGAAUGGACUGGAACAUUGAUAAAAUUCAUAAAAGAUUUGGUCCCAAAACUACUUGAACACUAUCAUCAAGGUCCCACAACAGAGAAAAAUUCAUCAGCUGCAGCUGCACCUGGCGGAAUGACACCAAACUCUGCCAUGAACAGUAGUAAUCUUACAAUUCCAGCACCAAUGUCAAGCCCUGCUGGUAGUCUUCAUAGUCCAGCUAGUUCUAGCCUUGGAAGCAAUACAUCUCAGAUGCAGAACCAAGGACCACCUCCAUCUCCCUUGGAAGAACAAAAGCUUGCACAAAAGCAAUGGAAUUAUUGCACUCAAUUAUGUAAAUAUUUAUAUGAAGAGGGAUUACUUGACAAAGCUGAAUUCUUAAAUUGGAUUUUGGAUUUGCUCGACAAAAUGAAGUCUCCCCCAUCUUCUGAUGAUGGAAUUCUGAGGAUAUACAUUCCUUUGGCUAUUCAGUAUUUGUCAGAUUUUGUUCGAUCUGAACGUUUUUCACGCCGCUUAGCAUAUGCUGCAUGCAAAAAGUUAGCCCACUUGAUCAAUGCAAUGGCUGAAAGCCAUAAUUUAAACAUAAGUAGUCCGGACACCUUUCAAGCAAAACCAACUUUGCUAGAACAAGAUAAAACUGACGAGAAGAAAUCUGGUGAAACUGAUAUAAAAAUGGAGGGUGCUUCUCGCAUAAAUCCGUUUGAUUCUAUUUUUUCGGAAUAUAUGACAUGCUCCCAUCACCGUGAUAUUGUUAUGCAACUAUCUUCAAUAAUUCAAGUAAUAACACUGGAGUGUCCAACGGCAUUAGUAUGGUCUGGCAUUGGGGAAACGCGUUCAUCAUCUGUUCUUGCUGGUAGCCCACUAGAUCAUCUUCCUAUUGCGCCUUCCAGUCUCCCAAUGCCUUCACGUAGUGAAAAAUCAAAUGAAGUUGUAAGGAAGAAUUUGUUACAGGCAGAAGAAGGCAUUAGAAUACGUUCAAGACAUGCCGAGUCUCGCUGGUGCAUCGAUAAAUGGCAAACAGCUGCCGGAAAUGAAAGUUUAAAAAUAUUAACUGUUUUAGAUGCUCUGGAUGGUCAUUGCUUCGAUCGUAUGGAUACGAAUAAUUCGCUCGAUACUUUGUAUCAGAAAAUUUUCCCACCUUUUCAGAUUCAGAAAGAAUGUACAAAUAAUACCAGUAGUAAAGACAUCGGCAAAUCAGCGGAAUAUAAUGCCGCACAGGAUGAAUCCAUUGUCAAGAUCUUAUGUGAAUGGGCUGUAUCAUGGCAGCGAUGGGGAGAACAUCGAGCGAUGGCUGUCGCUUGGCUAUUGGAUAAGCGCCAGAACGAUGUUUUCGCAACAUAUGAAAAUGAAAGUGGAAAUAAUGUCAAUUCAUCCGACGACAAAGACUCUGUUAUAUCCGGUGGCAGUCCUGGAGGAGGAUUACCUAUUUUCCAGAACAUUCUGAUGGAAUUUCUGGACACUGAUGCUCCCACAUUGGAUGGGUAUGGCACCCAACAGAACAGAAGUCAGUUUACCAAUCUGAUACAUUUGUUUAGUGAAUUAAUAAGACAUGAUGUCUUCUCGCAUGAUGCUUAUAUGUGCACAUUAAUAUCACGAGGUGAUUUAUUGACCGGAUCUGGAAUGUCUGUGCUUGAAGCUCAAUCAAAUUGUCCUGGAUUGAUAACUGGACCUAUUUCAAAUAAACCUGCGACAACAUCACCAAAUAUGAAUCAAAGUUUGGACGAAGAUGUAAUGCAGAAUGAUUUCAAAGCUAAACUGGAAGAUUUAGACGAUUCAAAUGUUGAUGACGACUUGGAUAAACUAUUGCAGCACAUCAAGGAAGAUCAGCAAAUUUCAAUGGAUGCACCUGAUAGCCCGAAAGACCCAGAUCACACUGCACCGCAUACUAACGCUUCUAACAACAAAUCUGAGUUUUCAAGUCGUCAUUUUUUGUACACGGAACAUUUUCCACUAUGUCAAGAUGAUCCAAUAUCUCAACAUGAUUGUAAUCAGCGCUACAUACUUCUCUAUGGCGUUGGGAAAGAACGUGAUGAAAAAAAGCAUGCAGUGAAAAAAAUGACCAAGGAGAUCUGUAAACUAUUCUCGAAAAAAUUCAGUAUUGAUGUCGCAGAAGGAGGAAAAGUGAAAAAACAUUCACGAAAUGAAUUUAAUUUUGAAUCAACCUCCAACAAAUGUCAGUCAAUGUCAUAUUUUGACCAACACGUUGUCACUUGGCAAUGUGCAGUUCAAGUUCAAGAAAUGUUAAAUAGCUUCGCCCUAGGCAAUAGUAAUUAUCUUCCUGUACAAGAACAUAUUGCCUUCUUGUUUGACUUAAUGGAAUCUGCAUUUAACAUUUAUAGUCUGAUUGACACAUGCAUUCAAAUAUUAAAGGAACUUCCUGAAGUAGAGUUGCAACUCAUGAGCAAGAACUCUGUACUGGUCAAAAAUUAUACAACGUCACUAAGCCUAUACGUCGUUGGAGUGUUGAGGCGGUAUCAUUGUUGUUUACUGUUAUCUCAAGAACAAACCAUAGCCAUUUUCGAAGGGCUUUGUAGAAUUGUUAAGCAUGUAACCAAUCCUAGUGAUUGCAGUUCAGCAGAACGAUGUAUUCUUGCAUACCUGUACGAUUUAUAUUCAGCUUGUGCUUCCCUCAAAACUCGACCUCAGCAGGAGCAGGCAUUCAACAAUGCUUAUCCGAAAAUUAAACAAGCACUUUAUACGCCACUACAGCCAUCACCUUCAGCUCACAUAUAUAACCCUCAGUUCAUGAUUGAGGUAAUAAAUUCUCCAAAACGAGGUGGGAAAAUAGAGCCUUCUUGGGCUCGCCAGCUAAAUGAAUCGGCAUCCAAUAGGUACAGUUUUGUAUGUAAUGCCGUAAUUGCCGUUACAGGAGACAUAGAUAAUGAUACUCUGAAUGAUAUAGCAGCUAUGUGUGCUGAAUUGACAGCUUGCUGUAAUGCCUUGAGCACUGAGUGGCUAGGUGUACUGAUCGCUUUGUGCGGAUCUAGUAAAGAUGCAGGAUAUUACGUCGAUGUCAUGAACCAAGUAAAUAUCAAAAAUACAAAUAUUCACAACGCUUUGUCGGUAUUUACGAGUAUUUUAGUAGCCAGACAUUGUUUCUCUCUGGAAAAUUUUGUCGCCCACGUUGCAUUGCCAGCGUUGGUGCAAGCCUGCAAGGGACGUAGUGAAACCACUUUAGAGAUAGAAGCUGGAGCGCGCUUGUCUUGUCAUCUACUUUUGAGGUUGUUUAAAAUUAUUGAGAGCCCCCAGCCUGGAUUGUACUCAGUGAGUACAUCGCCAAACCCUAUAUCCAUAACAGGACAAGUUCACAAUAUAAAACUUAGUUGUGACAGACAUCUUCUAGCUGCAGCUCAUAAAAAUAUCGGUGUUGCUCCAGUCUUAGCGGUUCUGAAAGGAAUACUGGUGGUGGGUGAUGCUACUGCACAGAAGACACAGUCUUCCAUAUUUGGCAAUGAAAGACGUAGUGGGCUUAAUACGCCUGUUCAUCCAGGUAGCACCCCAAAACAUGCAGGAGACUUGAGCCACAUUCUGGGAACCAGUGAUCUUUCAGUUUUGGGUAAUACAGAUGAAUCAAUGCUGGACCUAACGCAAAACAAUACUAAUCAGGAAACUUCAACCAGCCUAUCGGACUUCGCACAGCAUGUAUUACGACAAAUUUGCUCACAAGAAUGGGUUCUGGAACGAUGUCUUCAAAAUGCCGAAGAAUUAUGUCAACAAGGAAUGUUAAUUGACAAUAUGUUGACUGCAAAACAAGCUCAAAGGCUUUUGCAUAUGAUUUGCUAUCCAGAAAAUGAAUCAAUAUUAAUUGCUGAAAUGGACCAGAGAGCUAUAAUUGUUAGAAUUUUAGAAAAUCUUGAACAAUGGUCAUUGAGAAUAUCAUGGCUGGAUCUACAGUUAAUGUUUAAACAAACGAAUUGCAGUUCACCAGAGCUUUCUAGCUGGCUUGAUAUGGUAGCCAGAGCGGCGAUCGAUGUAUUCCAAGUACACGAAUGCAAUAUAAUGAACACAUCUGCGCAAAAUAUAUCUAACCCAAGACCAAAAUCAUCGAUUUGGUUGGUCGCUCCUUUGGUUGCUAAGCUUCCUAGUGCUGUACAAGGAAGAAUUCUAAAGGUUGCUGGGCAAGUACUGGAAAGUACAAAUAUGUUUAGUAAAUCCAAGGAAAGUGGAUCUGCAAACAAUAGCGGCUUGAACAGUCAAGAUGGAAAUAGUAACAGUUCGAUAAGUUCAAGCGGAAGUGACAUGGCUAGCAAACAAAGCACACAGCUGAACCAUCAACCAUUUCUGGGAUUAGUGCUGACAUGCUUGAAGGGGCAAGACGAGCAAAAAGAGGGACUACUGCAAAGUCUGUAUACUCAAUUAUCACAAUUUGUACAGAACAGAGAGAUGGAAAUGGUUGGCGGAAUAGAUGAUCCACUAGGUUUCGAGAAAAUGUUAGAUGCAUUACAGUUACGGUAUUCUCUUGUCGGAGGAUUGUUUGACGCAAUUCAAAAAAAUUCUACUUCAACUAGUGACUGGGCUAUACUUUUCUCUCAGCUAAUAAGCCAAGGCGUAAUUGAUUUGAGUAAUAAUUCCGAAUUGUUUACUACUACUUUGGAUAUGCUGGCUACCCUCAUCCAUUCAACCCUUAUGUCAGAUAGCCAGUCAGAGCGAGAUGAAACAAAAAAACAGUAUACAAAUUUAAUGAAAAAAUUGCGUAAGGAAUUAGGAGACAAGAACAACGCAUCCAUCAAAUUCGUCCGACAAUUACUUCCUCUUGCCAAACAAACAUGUGAAGUAAUUGCAUGUGAACCAGCUGGUAGCUCCAUUGAUGCGAAAGGAAAUAAAAUUAGCAUCGAUAGUAUAGAAAAGAAACAUGGUUUAAGGCUGGCAGAUAAGCAAAGAGUUAGUGUUUGGGAUUUACUUGAAGGUCAUAAAAAUCCCGCACCUCUAUCAUGGGCGUGGUUUGGCGCUGUUAAGAUUGAACGGAAACCUCUGGCAUAUGAAGAAACUCAUAGAUUAUUGAAGUAUCACACGCAUAGUCUUGUGAAACCAAGUAGUUAUUUCUAUGAACCAUUACAAUUACCACCAGAAGAUCUGGAACCCUUACCAGAUAAAAUCAAAGAUGAUAUGAAAGCAGAUACCCCAACAUCAGAACAAUCACCAACUCCCUCUGGUAAAAAGGGCAAAUCACAAGCCCGGAAGCGGAAACAAAAAGGUACAGCUGCACCACAAAAUCAUUCUCAACCAGGACAAAUGCAGUCAUUGUCAGGCCAACCACAAAUUGGCCAUCAACCAGGCCAAUCGUCAAAUCAACAACAAUCUAACCAUGGACAUCCACAACAGCAACAACAACAACAGCAACAACAGAUUAGUAUGACUCCCCAGCAAACAAUGCAGCAACUUCAAAAUGCAAACAUGAGUCAAAUGCAGUUGGGUAAUAUUAACAUAAACCAAAUGAAUCCUCAGCAUGUACAACAACAAUAUCAACAAACAAAUCAGAAUCAAAUAAUGGUACAGCAAAUGGCCCAACAACAAGGUGUAGGCCCAGGUGUGCAUACUGGAGCAAUGAGCGGAAUGAUCAGUCAACAGCAACAAUCUGUUUCAAAUCAACUAGGGUUUGUUAAUUCCGGUAGUGGAGCUGUAAACCCAAUGGCCAACCAGAUAGGCAAUCAAAAUGUUGCUGGUAAUAAUCAACCAUGGGGAGGCUAUGCUUCUAUGCAACAACAAACACAACAACAACAGCAAAUGUUCUAUAACCAGGGCAUAGGUCAGCCAACAAUAAAUAGAUUUGACAGACCUCAACCGAAUGCCAAUCCCAAACAAAUGUUGUCCAAUAUGUUACGAGCCCGGGGGGUAAGUCCAGGCGCUGCUGGAUUUAUGCAACAAGCUCAACGUAAUCCGCAACCUUUUAUGCGAGGACCAAUUCGACCCGGAAUACCAAAUCAAAUGGCAACUGGUGGAACGCUAAUGGUAUCUGGAGGUAGCAUGAUUCAAACAAAUAUGAUAACACAACAAGGAUCAGGUAUGGUCAAUCAAGGUUUAGGCAAUGCAACAAUGGGCAACACAUUAAUUGGUCAAGGCGCUGGGAAUUCUAAUCAGAGUGGAAUUGGAAAUCCGGCGAUUAUGGGAAUGCAAAACAUCCAACAAUCCAAUAACAUGAACACUGGCAUGGUAAACCAAAACAUGAAUCCAGGCAUGGGAAAUAGUGGAAUGUUAGGACAAAGUCAAGGUGCUUCAAACAAUGGCACAUUAAAUAAUUCAGGCAUAAUGGGAAUGCAGAAUAUACCCCAGAGUGGAAUGCAGUCUGGAAUGUUCCAAGGCCAGGGUGGUCCAUACCAAAACAUGAAUCAGAAUUAUCCAAAUUAUGGCAAUCAAGGUCUUGCCCAACAAGGUGCACAAAAUAUGAUGAACAGUUUUACCCAGAUGGGACAGCAAAGAACUUCUCAACAAGAGUACAUGGCACAGCAACGGGCAUUAGCAGCACGUGGUGGUCAAUAUGGCCAACAUACUCCUAAUGUAACUAUGAACAAUAUGGUAAAUCAAGGGUCUGUACCGCCUUAUCCACGCCCAGGAGGUAACGCAAGCACAACCGCCACACAAAAUACUCAGCAAUUUCAACAACAGCAACAGAGACUUCGACAACAAAUAUUGAUUCAACAGCAACAAGGUUUAGCACAGCAAGGCAAUAAUCAAGGAAUGGUACAAAACCAGGGACAGGGAAUGAAUCAGCAACAGACGCCUAACCUGGUUGCCCAACUACAACGGCAAAUGCCAAAUCAAGGAAAUAUGAUGGGACAGCAGUAUCCUCAUCAACAACCCCCACCAUACUAAAUAUGUACCAAAUGUAUGUUGGUAUUGCUGAUAUUUAUUUAAUAAAUUAAAAUUUUUGUCAUACAAUUGAAGUCUGAAUGGAUUUUUGUGAAUAAAGCUACGUGAAGAUUGCAGUGCA